AUGCCAUCUUAUGCCAAGUUCCUCAAGGACAUUUUGUCGAACAAGAGAAAGCUUAAGGAUGAGUUACUAACACUACCACACCAAGUAAGUGCUCUUGUUCAACAUAAAAUGCCCAAGAAACAAAGAGAUCCCGGAAGCUUUACAUUGCAGGUCAAGAUUGGGAAUUUGGAGGAAAAAGGAUCCCUAGUCGACCUUGGGGCUUGUGUUAGUCUCAUUCCACUAUCCAUUGCUCAACAACUCAACAUAGAGAUGAUUCCUACACGGAAGACUAUUCAACUUGUCGAUCGCUCGGUUAAAUUGCCUUGUGGAGAAAUUGAAGACGUUCCCAUCCAAGUGGGACAUAUCUAUGUACCGUGUGACUUUGUAGUGAUGGACAUGGAGGAGGAUGAAAAUACCCCUCUAAUUCUUGGAAGUGAAACUUUGAAGACCUUGGGAGCCGUGAUCAAUUGA
Messenger RNA from Chenopodium quinoa (quinoa), 450 nucleotides. RefSeq lists its product as uncharacterized. NCBI's taxonomy places the organism in Eukaryota, Viridiplantae, Streptophyta, Magnoliopsida, Caryophyllales, Amaranthaceae. The transcript has a single exon. Gene Ontology annotation, molecular function: aspartic-type endopeptidase activity. The coding region runs from base 1 to 450 and encodes 149 amino acids. The record is from RefSeq and is a predicted model, not a curated record. Gene Ontology annotation, biological process: proteolysis.